AGGGGGAGGGGAGGCUGUCAUUUCAGGGAAGAAGGAAGCCAGGAUCACAGCGAUGUAUCGAGGUGACCGGUGGUAAAGACAGUGUAGAGGGGGGUAGCCUAAAGAAAUGAAAACUGGGACGGGGGCAUCAGGCUUAGGGACUUGGAGACUGGAGUAAAGCUAUAGGCAGCAAUGAAUGGUUUUAUCUAGAAUAACAUCAUGAAGUUUGGGGAAUUUGCAUGAAAUGAAAUAUAUAUAGUAAGAAGGGGGUGUGUGGGUGCAGACAGGUGGUAAGUUAUAUUCUGAAUCAGGGGUAAAGUGGUGGCAGGGACCACUGGGGGGCAGGUGUAGUAUAUAUGAGGUAAGGAGGAAACCCCUGUCUCUGGAGGAGGAGGCUACAUUUUAUGAGGUUGAGGAAACCUUAGUAUUGCUAUGCAUGUAGUGUAGAGUCACCUCAGUCUCUACAGCAGUGGGUGCAUUUGGGGAUUCAAUUGAGUACCGGUAAAUGGUGCAUUUUAUGAGGUAGGAAGUCAGGGUAGAAGGGGUACAACUAUAUUUGGGGGUACCUCUGUUACUAUAGAGGAGGUUGUGCAUUGUAAGAGGUGUGAGGUUGGUGAUACAGAGGGAGGGUGCAGUGUGUGAAGUGCUGAGCACGUUGAGGAAGCAGAGAGACAGGUAAAUAUUGAGGGAGGGGAGAGAUGAGGGCAGCAGGGAGGGGAGGGACAUACGCAUGCACGCAGUGACUGUCCCUGCCUCCCCCACACAUCCAGGGACCUCUCAUCAUAGUGGGACCCUCCUUCCCUGUACUGGGAGACCCUCCUCAUAAGCUAGGGUGCAGCACACGCCUCCCCCACAUUACACACUCACUACACAUAGAAUAAGCAGGGAGGGGGGGGAUCUAACAUUGAAAAUUACACAUCACAAAGCACAUGCCUCCUCACACACAAGGCUUCUGUGCUGUCAGGAUCACAGCUUUUAAUUAAGCAUCCCCCCCCCUAAUACCCCCUCCUUCUGCUUCUCUCACCCUCCCUCCUCUGGGAAGCCAGGGAAGAAGCAAAGAAAAGCAGAGGGGGAACAAAGGAGGAGGGGGCAAGGAAAGAGGGGAGACAGUGUGAGAAAGAAGAGAGGGGCACUGGGCACAAGGCUGUGGAAGAGCUGCCAGGUGAAAGACUGGGCAUUAUCGUUGCUGAGACUACAGAGAACCUUCUGCAUGGAACCUGCAAGCUGAGACAGCUGGAGAGCAGUGCAGAGACAGCAGCAGAGACAGGUGCUGUCUAUCUUCCAGUGCGGAGAGCGUCUGGCACCUGCUGACUGCAGACAUGGGCAUUGGGUAAGAUAGAGAGGGCACCAAUCUCCUGCUUACAACCCUCCGGGGGCUAACACUUGCACCGCAUCACAUUCCUAUUUUAUUUGUCAUCCAUAUCAUUGCACUCACUUUAUAUUAGUGGCUCUUAGAUGUCUGGUACAAUUCCGUAUGUGGACCAUGCAUUGACCAUUGCUGGUCCCUGACCUUGCUCUGUUUUUGGAGGAUAUCUACAUCUCAGUUCUAUAUCAUCCCACCCACUUUAGAUUUUUCUGCAUAUUUUUUUAAUAAUCUUGUUAUGUUUUGAUAAUAGUCUUUCAUUUUCUAAUUAGGAUACUCAUUAAAUGUACGUUAAUUGAGUGGACAUUUUUCCCACAUCCAGGACCUUGUUUUUGAGCUACCUCAUCAUUUUGAUAAAAAGAAACUAUUUUUGUUUGAGUGUUUUAAGCACAUUUGUAUUUUGUUUCGUGGUGCCCGAUAAACCUUCUGUCUACUAGUGCCUUAUAUGUUUGGGGGGGCUUUGCCCCCUUUCUUUCCAUUUUCAUCCAUUUGUACCCUCAAACCAUGAAGCCUUUGGAGAAAUUUUUAAAGAAGCAGAGCUCCCAUCUGUCAGGUCCCAGACAUCUACACCGUAGGCAAAGUGUGUCCAAAAUUUUGCCCUCAUUUCUGAGGGAUACACCAGGAGAUUCCUCUAGUGGGGAAAAAGUUGAAGAAGACCCAUCUGGAGCUCCACAACCUUCUCAUGACUGCCUGGAGCUUCCUGAUGGACUACGCUCACCACUUUCUUUCUCAUCUGAUGAACUGUCACCUUCAGAACCUCUGACUCCACCACCAGGGUCUGUUGGAUGGUCUCUUACUCCUCCUGGACCACUUCUUGCCCCGGAUACUCCAGAGGCCUUAUUGGGCAGGAUUCUGGACCAAUUACUUACUGCACCUAGACUGAGUGAUGCAGCAGAAUUAGCACUGGAUGAUUUUAUACUGACCCACACCUUAUUUAUACCGACAGAAGAGCUCUUGGUCCAGUUACAACAGUAUUUCUGUGGCUGUAGUCGACAUACCUCUCCGAUGUGGGAAGGAGGUGAUGCUGUACAAAAGAAGCAAGCUGUGCUGUGUGCUCUUCUUCAUCUACUAGACACAUACAAGGACUCUGUACAAGAAGAGGAGAAGACCUUUCAGCUUAUCAAGGAUUUCUAUGUCCUGGUGAUGAGAGACGCUCCAAACAUUCCUCAGCUCGAGGCGAAUGUCAUCAGGCUGCAUCGCUUGGUGGAGACGGCUGAACUCAGGCUCACAGAUGGCAGUGCCGCUCCUUGUUCGAAACAAGUCAAGCCACUUUUCAGACAUUUCCGCCGCAUUGACUCCUGCUUGCAGCCUCGGGUGGCAUUCAGGGGCUCUGAUGAGAUCUUCUGCAGGGUCUACAUGCCCGACCAUUCAUAUGUUACCAUUCGAAGUCGUCUCUCUGCAUCUGUUUCUGACAUCCUCAGCUCUGUUUCGGAGAAACUGCAGUAUUCAGAGGAACAAGGCCAGAGAGAGGAGCCUCUUAUCUUAGUUGCUGUUACCAGCGCUGGUGACAAAGUUCUCUUGAAGCCAGAUGAUGGUUGUAUCUUCACCACACUGGGGAUAAACAGCCACCUAUUUGCGUGCAAUCGAGAUGAAUUGCGCUCUUUGGUUCCUUUACCAGAAGAGGUUCAGUUACCACCAGAGGAUUCUCAUAUUCAUCGCAUCGAGGCAGAAGAUCUUGCCAAUCAUCUCAGUGCUUUUCACUGGGAGCUGUUCAGCUGUGUACAUGAGCUGGAGUUUGUAGAUUAUGUAUUCCAUGUUGAGCGAGGACGCAGGGAGACAGCGAAUCUGGAGCUUCUUUUGCAACGAUGUAGCGAGGUACAGCACUGGGUCAGUACUCAAACCCUUCUAUGUGAGGCACCAGCGAGACGCACUCAGCUCCUCAAGAAAUUCAUAAAAACAGCAGCCAUUUGUAAACAGAAUCAGGACCUCCUAUCCUUUUUUGCAAUAGUGAUGGGUUUGGAUAAUGGUGCCGUGAGCCGCCUUCGUGUUACCUGGGAGAAAUUACCUGGAAAGUUUAAGAAUCUCUUUAGAAAGUUUGAAAACUUAACGGAUCCCUGCAGGAAUCACAAGUCAUAUCGGGAAAUGGUGUCCCGUAUGCGACCCCCAGUAAUCCCAUUUAUUCCCUUGAUCUUGAAAGAUCUUACAUUUUUACAUGAGGGAAGCAAAACCUUCCUCGAUGGACUUGUAAAUGUGGAGAAAAUGCACGCUAUAGCAGAGAAAGUGAGGACUGUGCGGAAAUACCGGAGCAGCCAAAUGAGGCUGGACUCAGAUGUCUCUCCGACUCAUUUGCAGAAUAAAGCUUACGUGCGCCAGUUUCAAGUCAUCGACAAUCAGAACUUGCUUUUUGAGCUGUCCUACAAACUGGAACCCAAUACGCAGUGACCGGAACACUGUAUGUUAAUCCGAAAGUGUAUGGCACAGGGUGCUGUAUACUUGGUACUUGGAAAAGAAAUACAGAUAUACCUAUAUGAGGGGGCACUGCGAGACAUACAUUGAUGAUGAAGACACUACAUGGGUUGCACUAUGUGAGUCUGGUCAGUGAUGGACAUAAGUACCCUCCUGUGCUUUUAGGCACUAAUAAAGAAGACUUCUAACACCCUACAAAACUGCAGGAGGGACAGUGGGUGCUAUACAAUAGGUUAUAGACCGGGAGAUAUUUUUGUAAGAAGAAUAUAUGUACAAUCCACUUUGUGCUAUUUUCUUAUUGGGCGAAACAGAAGGGUAAUAAUUAUAUAUAAAUACAUAUAUAUUGGGUUGCAGCACUGCAAUUGAAAUUCCGCAGGCUACAAGUUUAUUAUGUAUAUACAGUAAGUAUUCAUGGAAACAUACAAAUCUCGCUGUAUAUAGUGUGUGUUGUAUUUUGGGAGGUUGGUGUAUAGUGGGUAUAUUUAAAUAAUACAGGAUUUGCUGUUUGGGCAGCGAAUAAACACACUUCACAUAUGUGUAUAAUAGAAAAAUAUAUGUUAUGGUACAAGAGAACAUGAAACCAGGAGAAAGCCAGCAUAUGAGGGUAACUCUACCAGGACAUGGAAAACUCUGAAGAAAAUAUUUUGUAGAUCCCUAAUCCAUAAGACAAGUAGAGAUGUCCCAACCUACACCAUCUACUUUGUGUUGGCCAUGUUAGCAACCUUCUGUGGUGGCCAUAUCAACAGCAACCUGUGUUGACCAUAUUAGCAGAUCCCUGUGUUGGCCAUAUUAGCAGCACUCUGUGGUGGUCAUAUUUGCAGGUCCCUCUGUUGGCCAUAUCAGUAGCAGUCUGUGGUGGCCAUAUCGGGUGACUGGAAGUUACAAGGAUAUAGGAUUUCCCUGCCUUUAAGCAGUACCCUGUCACUAAGGCAGGCUCUUCAGUACUGGCAAGGAAGUCAGAGAUGAGAUGACCAUUCACUUCCAAUUAUCUUGUAUGGCCACCACAAGAGUUCUCUCAGAUGAAAAAGACAUCCCUGUAGAUGGGUAUAUACUACUACAAAAAAUCUGAGAUAUUUGGCUUUCGGGUGAAAUUUAUGGAAAAAAAGUAAAAAGUUCAUGCCACAGUAAUAUUAUAUCAUAAAAGUAGGGCAUUUAAGUAGAAGCAUGCAAUGGCGAUUUCCUCAUCUAAAACAAUU
Bufo bufo (common toad) is the source of this 4944-nucleotide messenger RNA. It is a transcript of the gene RAPGEFL1, whose product is annotated as Rap guanine nucleotide exchange factor like 1. Gene Ontology annotation, biological process: positive regulation of GTPase activity; Ras protein signal transduction. Lineage: Eukaryota; Metazoa; Chordata; Amphibia; Anura; Bufonidae. The transcript is spliced from 15 exons. Gene Ontology annotation, cellular component: plasma membrane. The coding region runs from base 1847 to 3724 and encodes 625 amino acids. Gene Ontology annotation, molecular function: guanyl-nucleotide exchange factor activity. The record is from RefSeq and is a predicted model, not a curated record.